Molecule: messenger RNA, 2793 nt
Organism: Centrocercus urophasianus (Greater sage-grouse)
Lineage: Eukaryota; Metazoa; Chordata; Aves; Galliformes; Phasianidae
Gene: BRMS1L
Product: BRMS1 like transcriptional repressor
Exons: 10
Coding region: 432-1265 (277 amino acids)
Biological process (GO): negative regulation of transcription by RNA polymerase II
Cellular component (GO): Sin3-type complex
Molecular function (GO): histone deacetylase binding
Source: RefSeq, a predicted model, not a curated record
CACAGCAGAAGAUUGCAUGUCACUAAAAUUCAGCAGUUUUCCUUUCUGUGGUUGCUGCUUGUUGCAUCCAUCUUUUAUCCUCUUGAGGUGUGUUUUGCUAAAUCUGAAAGGGCAGAGACAGAGAUAGGAUUUCUGUGUGAAGGAAAAUAGAAACAAGAAAUGUUAUCUUGGGGAAAUUCUUCCCAACUUUUAGUUUAUCUAAUCCACCAUAAAAGCAAGGAAAAAGAUAGUUUUCUUUUGUUGAAGAAGGAAUUUUCUAAACUGAAACUUUUAGUUCACCUUCUCAAGGCAUUUACCUGAAGGUCAAUGGGUGCUGCCACUUCAUAGCAUUAAUGAUUUUUCUAUUUUGUAGUUUAAGAAAUGGGAAUGGAGGUAACAACUGAUGCUUAGAUGUCCCUUUGGCAAGAGCCAAAAAUUCUUGUCCAAAAAAAAUGGAUGAUGAAGACUGCGAGAGGAGAAGAAUGGAGUGUUUAGAUGAAAUGUCCAAUCUUGAAAAGCAAUUUACAGAUCUCAAAGAUCAACUUUACAAAGAAAGAUUAAGCCAAGUGGAUGCAAAACUGCAAGAGGUCAUAGCUGGAAAAGCACCUGAAUAUUUAGAACCAUUGGCAGCAUUACAAGAAAAUAUGCAAAUCAGAACCAAGGUGGCAGGUAUCUAUAGAGAGCUUUGUCUGGAAUCUGUGAAGAACAAGUAUGAAUGUGAAAUUCAAGCCUCUCGACAACACUGUGAGAGUGAAAAGCUUCUGUUGUAUGAUACUGUACAAAGUGAACUAGAAGAGAAGAUUAGAAGACUUGAAGAAGACAGACAUAGCAUUGACAUUACAUCAGAAUUAUGGAAUGAUGAGCUACAGUCAAGGAAAAAAAGGAAGGAUCCAUUUAGUCCAGAUAAAAAAAAGCCUGUUGUUGUAUCAGGCCCCUAUAUAGUUUAUAUGUUACAAGACCUUGAUAUACUUGAAGACUGGACGACAAUAAGGAAGGCAAUGGCUACUUUGGGGCCACACAGAGUAAAGCCAGAACCACCUGUCAAAUUAGAGAAACACCUACAUAGUGCUAGGUCUGAAGAAGGAAGACUGUAUUAUGAUGGAGAGUGGUAUGGACGCGGACAGACGAUAUACAUUGAUAAGAAAGAUGAAUGUCCUACAAGUGCCAUAAUUACAACAAUUAACCAUGAUGAAGUUUGGUUCAAAAGACCAGAUGGAAGCAAGUCCAAGCUAUAUAUUUCUCAGCUACAGAAAGGAAAAUAUUCAAUAAAGCAUAACCACAACUGACUAUUGCUAAGCCAUGCUUGAUGUGCCAUGGGAUGAAAGUUGUAUUUAAUAGCAUUUUGUAUUCCUUAUAAAUUUACAGCAGUAUCUGAUGUGUAUUUGUAGUGCUGUAUGUAAACUUCAUACAGAUGGCUUUCAGAAACCUGAGGAUGUUAAAUCAUGUUGACAGACAUUUUACCUCUAAAUUGGGUACAGUGCCUAGAUAUGAAGUAUGCUCUUCAAAUGUAAUGGCUCAGAAUUUCUCAUUAAAAGUUAAUCUUUUAAAAUGGAAAAAAUAAAAAUAAAAAAAAAUUAUUUUUCAUUGGUGACCAGUUUGUUUGAUAAAAACGAUACCCACGAUUACCAGCAACUGAUUUUGUUUUUCAGUGAACGUCAUGCUUCUCUUGUGGAUAUAAAUUUAGCUUGUUUAGCUAUUGCUUUUAAAUAGAUUGUAACAUGCAUAAAGCAUUCUUUUAUCCGAAGUGGAUUGAUUUAUUAAAGUUGUUGCCCUCGACAGCUCUGCUAGUUCUGACUGUUAUAUUUUGUGAGGUUUUCUACAUUGUUUGUAAUGAUACAAAGCUAAUAUUUUGAGUUAAUUUUUUUCAGGAGCACUUUUCUAACUUAGGAUUAUACAGAAAACAUAUUAUUGGUAAUUUUUUUCUUCUUCCCCAGAUUAUCAUCAAGAUUAAUGUGUAAAGUAAAUAGUGUUCCUCCAACACGUGUUACAUGCAGCCCACAGAGGGUGGCUGCUGGGAUGAUUAUGUAAAUACUGUUGCAUGCUUUGAUUAUUUGAUCCAUAGUUGUAUGGAAUGUGGUGAGUUUUUUUUCAAAAGGGAAAUAUUUCCCCAGAAAUCGUGUAACUGGGCAAAUUUUCACUGUCUUCUUCACCAAACGUCGUUUUCCAAAUUUCUGUAACCCAUUUCAUCUUUCAUCACCAUUGUAUACCAUUAUUUUAUGCAGCUUAGAAAGCUGAAUUUGUCUUGUAUCUUACUGUUUAAGCCACCAAGAAAAAUCCUUAAUCCUUAAUGUUACUGUGAUGUGCUUGAAGCAUCUAGACUGUUAGAUGGGAUUGUUGAAGAAUUUUUAACGUGUUGGUUAUGUGCACUUUAAUCUCCACUUAUGAUGACUCUGUGGAGCAAGAAAGCAUCCAUUUGGUUUAAAGGAUCACAGCAAAUAAGUAUUUUUAUUGUAACAUAUACACUGUUUAUUCCUAUAUUAAUUGUCUCUUUUAGUGCAGGUAACUACUUUCCAAAUGCCAAAUCAGUUUCUUCUGAGUGAUGCUUUUCUACAAGCGUAUGACGUGAAUAAUGUAUAUAAAGUAUCAGUUGACAUUGGCUUUUAACAAGAUGAACUGUAUGUAUACAGUUGUUUGAUAAACUUUUUGUAAUAAAAUAUUCGUAUUUUUUAACUUAGUAUAUAAAUAAAUGAUUGGUGUUAGUGGACAUCCUGAACGUUGUGCUUAUUUGUUCUCUAGUCUUGGUGUUGCUGAUGUAACAACUCUGUAAGCAAAGUAUAUUUAAGUUUGCAAAAAGCAUAAAUCAUUUUAAAGCUC